AUGACUAUCACCGGAAGCUGCAUGUGUGGUGGCAUCACUUACGCCAUUGAAGCCGACAGCUACCUAGCCGCAUUGUGCCAUUGCACCGAUUGCCAAAAGGUAAUUGAUCCAGCCCUACUUACUAUAUCCCUUACUAUACCCCAAAGAAAAAAACAUCAGAAAGUUAACCAAAACCAGUGGACCGGCGGAGCCUUCACCUCCAACGCCGUCGUUCCCCGCACCAGCUUCAAAGUGACAAAGGGUAAGCCCAUCAAAAAGCCAGAAAGUCCAAUCCAUCUCAUGCAAACAGGAACUCCUACCACCUACGACGUAACCGGUGCCAGUGGCAAGAUCAACAAGCACUUCUUCUGCUCAACCUGUGGUUCUAGUCUUUAUACCGAGCUGGAAGUCAUGCCUGAUAACACUGUAGUCAAGGCUGGUGGCUUGGAUGGGGGUGAGGCUAAUUUGCGUGGAAAGAUUGAUGUUGAGUUCUACGUCAAGGAUCGUCCUAGUUACCUUGCUGCUGUUGAGGGGGCUAAGCAGGAGCCUAUGUUUGGUUAG
This is a messenger RNA of Penicillium salamii, 540 nucleotides long. NCBI's taxonomy places the organism in Eukaryota, Fungi, Ascomycota, Eurotiomycetes, Eurotiales, Aspergillaceae. The record is from the annotation of a GenBank genome assembly.